This is a messenger RNA of Scutellospora calospora, 198 nucleotides long. Lineage: Eukaryota; Fungi; Glomeromycota; Glomeromycetes; Diversisporales; Gigasporaceae. The record is from the annotation of a GenBank genome assembly.
CCACCUUUCCCCCCAUAUGAUGAACCCAAUAUCUUUUCAAAUUAUUCGAUGAUAGAUGUUUGUAUCAUAUUGAAAAUAAAAUACCCACAAAAAAUAAAAAAGGAAAGAUCUACUCAUAAUGCUGACCAAUCAAAUGCAAGAGAUCGCGACUUUGACGAACAAGGUUUUGAUAGAGAUCAAGGUUUUGAUGAUACGUAG